CUAACUUUUUGAGGCGGGUUAGUAGAAGUGGAGUGUGGUGGGGGUUAUCCUGUGCCUCUUCUGUCGCCGGAGCAAACCCAACUUCCAGGUAAUUUGAUUAAAAAAGAGUUCCCCUUAUAGGUUUCCGGCGUCUCAUUUGGUGAAAAAGCUUCGUGUUGUAGGAUCCGCGACGCCCCAGCCCUAUCGGCAGCGAAAAUUUUGCUUUGAGGGUUUUCUCUUGCUGAAUACAUCAUGGUGAGGAAGAGGAGGACUGAGCCUCCAACUGGUGGUGAGGGCUCCAGCUCCAACCCUCAAGAGUCCAGCGGCGUUGGCCGAGGUAGAGGUGCUCCCCAGCAACCACAGCAGUUUGGAGGAGGUCCGCACCAAGGCGGACGAGGUGGUCGGGUCCCUCAGGCCCAACGAGGCGGUUAUGGUGGGGGGCGAGGUCGUAGCAUACCCCAGCAACAAUAUGCUCCUUCUGAGUAUCAGCCCAGGGGCGGAAGGGGAGGUGCUCCUCCUCAGCAUGGUGGGCGUGGCGGGUAUGGCGCAAGAGGGGGCAUGGUCAGCGGACGCAAAGGGCUCCAGGGGGCAUCGCCCAGAACUGUUCCUGAUCUGCACCAAGCCAUUCCAGCUGGGUUGUCUAUUCAGCCCGUGCCUUCGGAAGCUGGUUCAUCAUCAUCAGGGCCAGCUGAACCCUCCGAGGUUGCACAGCAGCUUUCGCAGCUUUCUGUGCAGGAGGGCUCUACAAGCCUGGCUAUUCAGCCUGCUUCUACCAAGGGGAUGAAAUUCCCGCCCAGGCCGGGAAGGGGCAGCAUCGGCACCUGGUGUAUUGUCAAGGCUAAUCACUUCUUUGCCGAACUGCCCAAUAAAGAUUUGCAUCAGUACGAUGUCUCUAUCACCCCUGAAGUCUCCUCCAGACUUGUCAAUCGUCAAGUCAUGAAGAAGCUGGUCGACACAUAUAGAGAAUCUCAUCUGGGUAAGCGACUGCCAGCUUAUGAUGGUCGCAAGUCUCUCUACACUGCUGGGCCCUUGCCCUUUUUGUCGAGUGACUUCAGAAUUACUCUCAGCGAUGAAGACGAGGGCGGGAACCAAAGGAGAGAACGUGAAUUCAAGGUUGUCAUCAAGUUGGCUGCCAGGGCUGAUCUUCACCACUUGGGUAUGUUCUUGCAAGGCAGGCAAGCUGAGGCACCACAAGAUGCGCUUCAAGUACUGGACAUUGUAUUGCGUGAGCUUCCAAAUUCUCGUUACUGUCCUGUGGGGAGAUCCUUCUACUCUCCUGAUCUGGGAAGGAGGCAAUCACUGGGUGAGGGCCUCGAAAGCUGGCGGGGAUUCUAUCAGAGUAUUCGUCCAACUCAGAUGGGACUCUCUCUUAAUAUUGAUAUGUCCUCAACUGCUUUCAUUGAGCCCCUUCCAGUAAUUGAGUUUGUUGCUCGGCUGCUGAACCCUGAUGUGAUAGGAAGGCCUUUAUCUGAUUCCAAUCGCGUGAAGAUUAAGAAGGCACUAAGGGGAGUUAAAGUUGAGGUCACACACCGAGGCAACAUGCGGAGGAAGUACCGAAUUUCUGGCUUGACCCCACAAGCAACGAGGGAGCUGAGGUUUGAUGAUAGAGGCACUAUGAAGUCUGUUGUAGAAUACUUCUACAAAACAUAUCGUUUCGUAAUUCAACAUACUCAAUGGCCAUGCCUGCAAGUGGGGAACCAGAACAGGCCAAACUAUCUCCCGAUGGAGGUUUGCAAGAUUGUGGAAGGUCAGCGCUAUUCCAAGAGGCUUAAUAAAAGGCAAAUCACUGCCUUGCUGACAGUGACCUGCCAGCGCCCUCACGAAAGGGAACAGGACAUCCUGCGGACUGUUCGGCAUAAUGCGUACGGUGAGGACCCCUAUGCAAAGGAGUUUGACAUUAAGAUCAGCGAGAAGCUUGCCCAAGUUGAAGCCCGAAUUCUUCCAGCACCCUGGCUGAAAUACCAUGAUUCAGGCCGCAUCAAGGACUGUCUUCCAGAGGUUGGCUGCUGGAAUAUGAUGAAUAAAAAAAUGGUAAAUGGAGGGACAGUCAACAACUGGUUUUGCAUUAAUUUCUCUCGGAAUGUUCCAGAUCCUGUCGCUAGUGACUUUUGCAAUGAGUUGGCCCAUAUGUGUUACAUUUCUGGCAUGGCAUUCAACCGAGACGCUAUCUUGCCUCCAAUCAGUGCUCGUCCUGAUCAAGUCGAGAAGGUCCUGAAGGCUCGGUAUCAUGAGGCGAUGACCAAGCUUCAACCAAAAGGCAAAGAUAUCGACCUUCUCAUUGUCAUUCUACCGGACGACAAUGGUUCUCUAUACGGUGAUCUCAAGAGGAUUUGUGAGACCGACCUAGGAAUUGUUUCCCAAUGCUGUUUGUCCAAGCAUGUCUUCAAGAAAAGCAGGCAUUAUCUGGCCAAUGUUGCCCUUAAAAUUAAUGUGAAAGUUGGGGGAAGGAACACCGUUCUUGUGGAUGCACUGUCCAGGCGUAUUCCCCAGGUCAGUGACCGUCCCACUAUAAUCUUUGGGGCAGAUGUGACACAUCCUCAUCCAGGGGAGGACACUAGUCCUUCAAUAGCUGCUGUUGUCGCCUCCCAAGAUUGGCCGGAGGUCACAAAAUAUGCUGGUCUGGUCUCUGCCCAAGCUCAUCGCCAGGAGCUUAUCCAAGACCUUUUCAAGAUCUGGCAAGAUCCUGUUAGAGGGACUGUAACUGGAGGCAUGAUCAAGGAGCUCCUUAUAUCUUUCCGCCGUUCAACUGGACAAAAGCCUCAGCGGAUUAUAUUCUAUAGGGACGGGGUUAGUGAAGGGCAGUUCUACCAAGUCCUGCUGUAUGAACUCGAUGCUAUUCGGAAGGCCUGUGCUUCUUUGGAGCCUGACUAUCAGCCUCCAGUGACUUUUGUGGUGGUCCAAAAACGCCACCACACAAGGCUUUUUGCCAGUAACCAUAAAGCUGUUGAUGGGAGUGGUAACAUAUUGCCUGGAACGGUUGUUGACUCUAAGAUAUGCCACCCCACUGAGUUUGAUUUCUACCUGUGUAGUCAUGCUGGAAUUAAGGGUACAAGUCGCCCUGCCCAUUAUCAUGUUCUCUGGGACGAAAACAAGUUUACAGCUGAUGGCCUACAAUCUCUUACCAACAACCUGUGCUACACGUAUGCAAGGUGCACUCGCUCAGUUUCUAUUGUGCCACCAGCAUAUUAUGCCCACCUUGCCGCAUUCAGGGCCCGGUUCUACAUGGAGCUUGAGACCUCGGAUAGUGGAUCCAUGGCAAGCGGGGCUGCUGUAGGAAGAGGUGGUGGUGCUGCUGGAGCAAGCAUCUCUAGGAGCACUCGUGCCCCGGGUGCAAGUGCUACGGUGAGACCCCUCCCCGCACUCAAGGAGAAUGUCAAGCGAGUGAUGUUCUAUUGCUAAGCGAAGCAGGUGCUCGAAGCUCGGGGAACAAGAACUGAAGGAGCACUAGAGCAACAACCGUUGUUAGAUAUAUAUGAUUAAGACAAUAUUAUGGUGUGUGUAUUUUGAGUGUUUUGUGUGACAUUUUGGAGAGCCCUAUAUUGGGAUCUCUUGGUGGUGUGGUUAGUGGAAUAACCAAUGGUGUUUGGAUUGGUUUGCUAUAUUAGUGGACAUCUUGCUUAUACUUGUGAUUGUUUAA
Punica granatum (pomegranate) is the source of this 3616-nucleotide messenger RNA. Lineage: Eukaryota; Viridiplantae; Streptophyta; Magnoliopsida; Myrtales; Lythraceae. The record is from RefSeq and is a predicted model, not a curated record.